Molecule: messenger RNA, 3108 nt
Organism: Rasamsonia emersonii CBS 393.64
Lineage: Eukaryota; Fungi; Ascomycota; Eurotiomycetes; Eurotiales; Trichocomaceae
Product: Hsp70 family chaperone Lhs1/Orp150
Exons: 1
Coding region: 1-3108 (1035 amino acids)
Biological process (GO): endoplasmic reticulum unfolded protein response; negative regulation of hypoxia-induced intrinsic apoptotic signaling pathway; cellular response to hypoxia
Cellular component (GO): endoplasmic reticulum chaperone complex
Molecular function (GO): ATP binding; ATP-dependent protein folding chaperone
Source: RefSeq, a predicted model, not a curated record
AUGGCUCCGCACGGCCGGCGAAAACAGUCAUCAUGGCUGAUAUCUUCCCCGUUCCUCACCCUCGUCCUCGUACCAUUCCUUCUCUUCCUCUUCUGCCUUCCCGCACCUGCCUCCGCCGCUGGCUCUGCCGUCCUUGGCAUCGACCUGGGCACCGAGUACCUGAAGGCUGCACUUGUGAAGCCUGGCAUUCCACUUGAGAUUGUCCUCACAAAGGAUUCAAAACGCAAGGAGUCCGCCGCUGUGGCGUUUAAGCCUUCUCGGGAAAGCAACGCCCCCUUUCCAGAACGAUUCUACGGUGGUGACGCAUUGGCUCUCGCUGCAAGGUACCCAGACGAUGUGUAUGCGAAUCUCAAGGUCCUGCUAGGUAUUCCCUUCAAUGGGGGAGAAGAGGAGAUGGUCAAGCUGUACAAGAGCCGGUAUCCCGCUUUACAGAUUGAACGCGCGCCUGGUGAACGAGAUACUGUCGCGCUACGGAGCCGGAAACUGGGUGAAGCAGAGGGGAAGGAUGCGUUUCUGGUUGAAGAACUCCUCGCCAUGCAGCUGAAACAGAUAAGGGCGAACGCUGAAGCAUUUGCUGGCAAGGGGUCGACGAUUCGAGAUGCGGUCAUUACUUACCCCUCGUAUUUCACUGCGGAAGAGAAACGUAGUGUGGAAUUGGCAGCCGAGUUGGCAGGCCUGAAUGUCGAGGCGUUAAUCAGCGAUGGUUUGGCUGUGGGAUUGAAUUACGCUACUAGUCGAACAUUCCCAAGCGUCACCGAAGGCCAGAAACCUGAGUAUCACCUCGUCUACGAUAUGGGGGCAGGAUCGACGACAGCUACAGUCCUGCGGUUCCAGAGCCGGAAUGUUAAGGAUGUAGGACGAUUCAACAAGACCGUUCAGGAAGUUCAGGUUCUGGGUACUGGCUGGGAUAGAACUCUUGGUGGAGACGCCUUGAAUCAGCUCAUUGUCGACGACAUGGUUGCCAAGUUCGUCCAGGAGAAGAAGUUGAAGGAGGGCACCACGGAAGCCGACAUCAAGUCUCAUGGGAAAACCAUGGCAAAGUUAUGGAAGGAAGCGGAGAGGGUGCGACAAAUCCUGAGCGCGAAUUCGGAAACAGGGAGCACGUUUGAAGGUCUUUAUGAGGACGAUGUCAAUUUCAAGUACAAGAUUACUCGUGCAGAAUUCGAGAAGCUAGCUCAGGAGCAUGCCGAUCGUGUUCGGAAACCAUUGGAUGAUGCGUUGGCUGAAGCGGGAUUGCAAUUGACUGAUCUCGAGUCGGUGAUUCUGCACGGAGGAGCUGUAAGAACCCCUUUCGUGCACAAGAAAUUGGAGGAGGCUUGUGGAGAGUCUAGCAAGCUCCGGACUAGUGUCAACGCCGAUGAGGCGGCCGUUUUUGGGGCAGCUUUCAAGGGCGCCGCUCUCAGUCCCAGCUUCAGAGUUAAGGAUAUCCGAGCAGGAGAUGCAGCCAACUAUGCAGUCAAGGUGAAGUGGACGUCGGACGGAAAAGAAAGACAGCAAAAGCUCUUCACUCCCACCUCUCAGAUUGGUGUGGAAAAGCAGGUGACUGUGAAGAAUCUGGAUGAUUUUGAUUUCAGUUUCUAUCAGCAGAUCCCCAAGGGCGGUGACUUGGUCGACGCGCCGGUUCUCCGCGUGGAAACCCAAAAUCUGACGGCGUCUGUGGCCCAAUUGAAGGACAAAUUUGGAUGCACGCCCGCGAAUAUCACGACCAAAUUUUCUAUCCGGCUUAGUCCUGUUGAUGGGUUGCCGGAGGUCGUCAGUGGCACUGCCAGUUGCGAGGUUGAAGAGGCUAAGAAGGGGAGCGUUGUGGAUGAUGUCAAGGGUUUCUUUGGUCUGGGGUCGAAAAAGGAUGACCAAAAGGUACUCAAAGCAGAGAAUGAAGAGCCAACCGAAUCCAUUACAUUGCAGGAAGAGCCGUCAUCAACUUCGACCUCGUCAUCUACAGAGACAUCGUCCAGCAGCAGUGCCGCAAAGGAGACGAAGACUGCGGCUUCUGAGCCCAAGACAAAGGUGGAAACUAUCUCGAUUAGCUUAAGCUCCACUCCACUGGGCACACCGGCCCUCUCGCCUUCCGAGCUCAGCCGAAUUAAGGAACGUCUUGCUGCCUUUGAUGCCUCGGACCGUGAGCGUAUUCUGCGGGAGGAAGCGCUCAACGAACUGGAAGGAUAUAUCUACCGCGGCCGGGAUUUGGUCGAGGAUGAGGAAUUCCUGAAAGCUCUCAAGAGUGACCAGCCUGCUGUCCUGAAGGAGAGGCUAGAAGUGGCGAGCGAAUGGCUCUAUGGAGACGGCGUGGAUGCUAAGACUAAGGACUUCCAGGAGAAGCUGGCAUCUCUGAAGGAAAUUGUUGAACCGGCCGUAAGAAGGAAGAAAGAGAAUUCCGAGCGGGGGCCCAAGAUAACGCUCCUGGAAGAGAAGCUUAAAGAAGUCGAAGAUAUUGCAAAACUCGUGGAGCAGCAGAUUAAAAACGAUGAGGAGGCAUUCUCAUCCUCGUUGUCUGCGGCAAGCCAAUCUUCGACGAGUACCUCGACGAGUACCACCUCUGCCGAGUCGAGCAGUGAGACUUCCACAAGUAGCACCACCACCACCACAACCUCUUCUUCCCCUGCCGAAUCUUCCACUGUCGAGUUUGGCGAUCUUGAGGAUGAUAUUUACUCAACCUCAAGCUCUACUACGUCAUCAUCAACCACUACUAGCACCACCUCUCUUCCCUCUAAGCCAGCCACGCCAACCUACACCAUCUAUUCUCCGACGGACCUCGCCUCUCUGAACCGGGUCUACGACUCCGUCAAGACAUGGUUCGAGACCCAGCGCGCCUUGCAGGUGAAGCUGACCGAAUCCGAUGACCCAGCCUUGACGGUGGCGGACAUGGAAACCCGCCUGCGCGAGCUGGAGCGCGCCCUAAGCCGCAUCUACCAAAAGAUGGGCCGGUUCUUUGAAUCCGCCAAUUCAUCGUCGUCGAAGAAAGACGGUGAAGCCAAACAACAACAGCAGCAGCAGCAGCAGCAGCAGCAACAACAACAACAACAAAAGAAAGAAAAGAAGACGUCUACGGAAGGGAAGUCGAAGACCACCAAGUCCAAGCCCGAUCCCUCUAGGAAAGACGAGUUGUAA